AUGGCAGUAAACUCCCCCCAACCGGAACUCGCCGAAACAGUUGACUUCACACGACAUUCAUCAAUAAGGAAAGGUACCUCAUCAUUUGCAUACGCCCUCAGAUGGCUCGAAAGGAUUAUCAAACGAACUAAUCCAGAUCUACAAGCGCGCCUACUAGAAAACAUACCAGAGUUUCGCACUCACCACAUGGACGAUUUCAUUAGCGUGUCUGAAUACGACAGCAGCCUAAUGCUUCUCAUUCGGAAUCACCAAAAAGUUCACGUGGAAGGAAAAAUCAAUAUAAGACGAGACAAGCUUAUUCCUAUGAAGGACCCAAAGGGAAUCGUGCGAUGUCGGGGAAGACUUUGGAAUUCCGACCGUACGAAGGACGCCAAAUUUCCUAUCCUCAUCGCUGCAAAGACGCCAUUAGCACCAUUGAUCAUUGACGAAGCACAUGGCACAUUCCAUCUCAGUACCGCUCGUACGAUGACAAAAGUACGAGAAAAAUUCUGGAUUCCACAAUUGAGGAGACAAGUUCAAAAGAUCCUACGAAGAUGCGUCCCGUGCCAAAAGAUGAAUAAUUUACCCUUCCGAUACCCAGAAAUGUCAGACCUCCCUACUCGACGUGUAACGCGCACCAGACCAUUCCAGCAUGUAGGCAUUACUUCGGCCCGAUUACAACUAAGCAAGCUACGGAAGAACGAGACAAAGCUUACGGAAUAA
Messenger RNA from Necator americanus (New World hookworm), 702 nucleotides. RefSeq lists its product as uncharacterized. The transcript has a single exon. The record is from RefSeq and is a predicted model, not a curated record. Bases 1 to 702 code for a protein of 233 amino acids. NCBI's taxonomy places the organism in Eukaryota, Metazoa, Nematoda, Chromadorea, Rhabditida, Ancylostomatidae.